AUGGAACUUAAAAGAUCUAACUCAUUCGUCGGAAAAAGACAAAUGAACAACAUGGAGGUUACCAUAAUAGUCUUCUUCAUCCUAUGUUUGUUUGGACCAGUCUUUGGCCAAGAUAUGUCCUAUGAGGAAAUAAUGGCCCAGCUUCAGGCCUGUCCCAAAGAGUGUCGCUGCCCACAGGAUUUCCCUCGAGCAGUCUACUGCGAUGGCAAAGGCCUAAACUAUAUUCCAAAUAUCCCUGCGCACACAUGGUACCUUUACCUCCAGAAUAAUAACAUUGAAGUACUCUCUGCUGAUGCUCUACGUAAUGCAACACAGCUACGUUGGCUCAACCUCAACCGAAACAAAAUCACAAGCAAUGGAGUAGAGCAGGGAGCGCUGAGUACAAUGUCUCAGCUGGCACAUCUGUACAUGGAUGAAAACCUGCUGUCCUCUGUGCCUUCUCCACUACCACCGACCUUGGAACAUCUACGCCUGUCUCGCAACCGUAUUUCCAAGAUCCCUGCUGGUGUGUUCUCUGGUCUGAACAAACUCAACCUCCUGGAUCUUCAGAACAACAAGCUGAUGGACGACGCAGUCACAGAAGUUAGUCUUAAGGGUCUAAGCAACUUGGUGCAAAUCAACCUUGCCAAAAAUCAACUGAACAGUAUGCCUAUUGGACUGCCAGCCACCACAACUCAACUCUUCUUGGAUGGCAACAACAUUGAUAAGAUCCCAGAAGGGUACUUCAAAGGUCUGCCGAAGGUGACAUUUAUCAGGCUCAACUACAACAAGCUCGCCAGCAGCGGAAUUCCAAAAGAUGUCUUUAAUGUUUCAAGCAUUUUGGACCUACAACUGUCCCACAACCAGCUAACCGAAAUGCCACUCAUCCCGUCUGGUCUUGAACACCUGUACCUGGACCACAAUAUGAUCUCAACUGUGAGUGGAUCUAGUGUGUGUCCAGACUCUGCAGAUGAAAUGGACAACACAAACGAAAACUUGUACUGGUUUGUGCACAUUGCUGAAGACUUUGGGGUGGGGGCAAGAGUGACCAAAAGUGAUGUGCUCGGGUCCAGCCGGUCUCACCCAUACACGCCCUCCCUCUUGUGGGCUCCCUGCACAACCCACCAUCAUUGGCCAAGUCCCGGAGCCCUCAGCAUCUCCAUCACGGCUGUAGGGACCAUUCGGGAAAGCGAGAGACAGAGGUGGACUAUGAGGAUGCUUGCACGGUUGUUGUUAGGACUUCUUGUCCUCAAAGCAGCAGUGGCCAACCCAAGAUUUUCCCGCCAAACAGAUUUGGAUUAUGACACAGAGAAUGGGGAAUAUGACUAUGAACUGACAACCAAUCUACCGAUAGAGGUUGAAACACUAUCAACGGAACUGGAGGCAGAAGAGGAGGAAGAGGAGGAAGUGCCCUUGAAGCCUCAACUCAUCCCACAGGGUUCAGGAGGGUCUGGGGUCCUGAUGGGUCCUGACACACAGAAAGAGGUGGAGCUGCGUCUGACGCCCAUUGACAUCCUUCAUGUGUCCGGGGAUGAAGGAGGCUCCACGGGCUCAGGGGGCUCUGGAGGCUCUGGGGGCUCUGGGGCUUCCGGGGAGUCUGGAACGUCGGCUUCUGGGGGGUCAGGGGGUUCAGGGGACAUAGUCUUUAUCUCAGGUGCAUCCCAGGAGCUGCUGGAGUCAGGUUAUGGCUCUGCAGGCUCAGGAGGCAAUGGGGAGUUCUUGCUCUCUGGAGAUGUCAUUUUCUCUGGAGACCUGUCUGGUUCUGGGGAGGCCUCUGGAUCUGGUGAUCUCUCCGGGGGCUCCGGGGAUGUGUCUGGAGGCUCUGGAAUCCCCAUCGAGCUGGGAUCUGGAGAAUCCGGAGACCUCUCUGGGUCUGGGAUAUCAGGGGCCUCUGGAAUCUCUGGAAUCUCUGGGGCUUCUGGUGAAUCUGGUUUCUCAGGGAUUACAUUAAUAGAAGGCGAGGAAGUGCUCUUGAUCUCUGGGACUGGUCCCAGUGAAGCAUCUGGGACAUCUGGGGAGUUGUCUGGAAAUUCAGGGGUAUCGGGUGAAGAGUCCGGGGACGUAGGGAUCUCAGGAACCUCUGGAACGUCUGGUGGCUCUGCCUCUGGAGAACCAGAGCUCCCUGGGGUCACUUUGAUACCUCCAGAGGAGGGGCUGAUUCCCACAACAACACAGAGCCCCGAGGAGGGCAAAGGAGAGGUAGAGGGCCCAGUGAGUUCUGGAGAGACAGACGAGAUUGUGGAGCCUGACCGCCAAGGUAUGCCCACUUGUCUGCUGUGUACAUGUCUGGGUGGCUCCGUCUACUGUGAUGACCUGAGGCUGGACAAUGUACCUCCUCUCCCCAAAGAUACCACUCACUUCUAUGCACGCUACAACCGAAUCACAAAUAUCCACAAGUCAGAUUUUGCAAAUAUGGGCAAACUUAAAAGGAUUGACCUGACCGCCAACGAGAUCACAUCCAUUGCUGAGGAUGCCUUCAUUGGGCUUCCUGAACUGGAGGAGCUGCUGAUCAGAGAGAACCACGUCUCACAGCUGCCUGCCCUGCCUGAAACUAUGACCCUCAUCGACGCAAGCCACAAUAACAUUGGUUCUAAAGGCAUUCAUAGAGAGGCCUUCAAAGACAUGACUGCCUUGCAGUUCCUAUAUAUGACAGACAACAACAUUGACUACAUCCCUGUGCCUCUCCCUGACAGUCUGCGCUCUCUACACCUACAGCGUAACAACAUUCAAAUGAUGCAUGAGGACACAUUCUGCAACUUGAAAGAUUUCAACUACAUAAGGAACGCGCUGGAGGACAUCCGCCUGGACGGAAACCCAAUCAACCUGAGCAGGACCCCUCAGGCGUACGUGUGCCUGCCCCGUAUACCCAUCGGGACUCUUGUGUGA
Knipowitschia caucasica is the source of this 2865-nucleotide messenger RNA. Lineage: Eukaryota; Metazoa; Chordata; Actinopteri; Gobiiformes; Gobiidae. The record is from the annotation of a GenBank genome assembly.